This is a messenger RNA of Agrilus planipennis (emerald ash borer), 547 nucleotides long. RefSeq names its product chymotrypsin-like elastase family member 1. Gene Ontology annotation, biological process: proteolysis. Lineage: Eukaryota; Metazoa; Arthropoda; Insecta; Coleoptera; Buprestidae. The transcript has 3 exons. The record is from RefSeq and is a predicted model, not a curated record. The annotation marks the transcript as partial. Gene Ontology annotation, molecular function: serine-type endopeptidase activity.
AUUAAUAUUUUAGGGCCCACCGUUAAACUUAUACCGCUUCAUACGAACAACAACGAAAAUUUAGUUGGAAAAACGGUUUAUCUCACUGGCUUUGGUGCAAUAAACGAUAUGAACGUCAUCCCAAAAAGACUGAGAGUAGCUAUAUUACAUGUUGAUAAUUACACUGGAUGUUUCGAUAACCCCCCUCCUAAUAACUCGGAAAUUUGUGCUGCUUCAAGCCUUUCAGAAGGAAAAGCUUGUCGGGGAGACAGUGGAGGUCCACUCGUAUUUCUCAAAAAAAAAAAGUAUUACCAAGUUGGUCUGACUAGUCAUCUAGCCUUAUUACCAAUCUGUAGAUUGAAGUACAACAAUUCUGUACAUACACGAGUUUCAGCGUACAUUUCGUGGAUUUCUAGUGUAACAGGAGUCAAUUUUUUCAGACCCAAAAAGCAAAGAAAUAGUAGUUGAAGUGUGAAUAUUGCAAUUAUUUGAUGUUUUAGUAGUAUAAUGUAGUAUCUUUACUAUUAUAAUACGUAUAAUGUUAUCCUUUAUUAUUAUUUGAGUGAAA